This is a messenger RNA of Gymnogyps californianus (California condor), 4125 nucleotides long. RefSeq names its product prostaglandin-endoperoxide synthase 2 (gene PTGS2). NCBI's taxonomy places the organism in Eukaryota, Metazoa, Chordata, Aves, Accipitriformes, Cathartidae. Gene Ontology annotation, biological process: response to oxidative stress; cyclooxygenase pathway. Gene Ontology annotation, cellular component: cytoplasm; neuron projection. Bases 1 to 1824 code for a protein of 607 amino acids. The record is from RefSeq and is a predicted model, not a curated record. The transcript is spliced from 10 exons. Gene Ontology annotation, molecular function: oxidoreductase activity, acting on single donors with incorporation of molecular oxygen, incorporation of two atoms of oxygen; prostaglandin-endoperoxide synthase activity; heme binding.
AUGAUCCUGCCCUGCGCCCUGGUGGCCACCCUGCUGGCCGCUCUCCUGGCUGCCGGCCACGCAGCCAACCCUUGCUGCUCAAACCCCUGUCAGAACAGAGGAGUAUGCAUGACAACAGGAUUUGAUCAGUAUGAAUGUGACUGCACAAGGACAGGAUAUUAUGGGGAAAACUGUACAACACCGGAAUUCUUCACGUGGCUAAGGCUAACAUUGAAACCUUCUCCGAAUACUGUCCACUACAUCCUCACCCACUUCAAAGGAGCCUGGAAUAUCAUCAACAACAUUCCCUUCUUACGAGAUGCUAUUAUGAGAUAUGUGUUAAUGUCAAGAUCACACUUGAUUGACAGCCCACCAACUUACAAUAGUGAUUAUAGUUACAAAAGCUGGGAAGCUUAUUCCAAUCUUUCCUAUUACACAAGAAGCCUUCCACCAGUAGGACUUGACUGUCCAACACCAAUGGGUGUUAAAGGUAAGAAAGAGCUCCCAGAUUCAAAGCUGAUUGUGGAGAAGUUUUUGCUAAGGAAAAAAUUUAUUCCUGACCCACAAGGCACAAAUGUGAUGUUCACAUUCUUUGCCCAACACUUCACUCAUCAGUUCUUUAAGACGGACCACAAGAAAGGACCUGGCUUCACCAAAGCUCUCGGCCAUGGGGUUGACUUGAACCAUAUUUAUGGAGAGACUCUGGAGAGGCAACUUAAACUGAGACUUCUAAAGGAUGGAAAGCUAAAAUACCAGAUGAUUGAUGGAGAAAUGUAUCCGCCAACGGUGAAGGACACUCAGGCAGAGAUGAUCUACCCUCCUCACGUACCUGAACACUUGCAGUUUUCUGUCGGGCAGGAGGUGUUCGGUUUGGUCCCAGGCUUGAUGAUGUAUGCUACAAUAUGGCUGAGGGAACACAACCGGGUCUGUGACAUCCUGAAACAGGAGCAUCCGGAGUGGGAUGAUGAGCAGCUGUUCCAAACUACUAGACUCAUAUUGAUAGGAGAGACAAUCAAGAUCGUUAUUGAGGACUAUGUGCAACACUUGAGUGGCUACCACUUCAAACUCAAGUUUGAUCCUGAGCUGCUGUUCAACCAGCGAUUUCAAUACCAGAACCGAAUUGCAGCCGAAUUCAAUACGCUCUACCACUGGCACCCACUCCUGCCUGACACUUUCCAGAUACACGACCAGGAGUACACUUUCCAGCAGUUCCUCUACAAUAACUCUAUAAUGCUGGAACAUGGCCUUUCCCAUAUGGUGAAAUCUUUCUCCAAGCAAAGUGCUGGCAGGGUGGCUGGUGGGAAAAAUGUUCCUGCUGCAGUACAGAAAGUAGCAAAGGCCUCAAUUGACCAAAGCAGACAAAUGAGAUACCAGUCCUUGAAUGAGUACAGGAAACGCUUCAUGUUGAAACCAUUCAAAUCCUUUGAAGAACUUACAGGAGAAAAAGAAAUGGCAGCUGAACUGGAAGAGCUUUAUGGAGACAUCGAUGCUAUGGAGCUGUACCCAGGCCUUCUCGUAGAAAAGCCACGACCGGGUGCCAUCUUUGGUGAAACAAUGGUGGAGAUUGGAGCACCGUUUUCUCUGAAAGGACUGAUGGGAAAUGCUAUCUGCUCCCCUGAGUACUGGAAGCCUAGCACCUUCGGUGGAAAAGUGGGCUUUGAAAUAAUCAAUACUGCCUCCUUACAGAAGCUCAUCUGCAACAACGUGAAAGGCUGUCCUUUCACAGCUUUCCACAUCUUAAAUCCUGAACCCACAGAGGCAACUAUUAAUGUUAGUACCUCAAAAACAGCAAUGGAAGAUAUCAAUCCCACACUACUACUGAAAGAGCGAUCUGCUGAGUUGUAAAAAUCCAUCUAUUUAUUUAUUUAACUAUAUAAUUUAUUCUAUUUAUGGCUUAAAGUCUUUAAAAACAAACUUGAGCGUCUUCAUUGUGGGGGUUGCCCUAGAUUCCUUACUCAGGUAAGGCUUCCAUUUACAAAAGGGAUUUUCUGUGUUUGAGGUCUACAGUGGUGAAUCCCUUGUUUAAGGUCUUCUGUAACAGAACUAUGUAUUCCAAAGUGGACAAAGGUUCCAACUUUUUUUAAUGUUGCUUUAAUACUUGACAAAGGGUGUUGGUGGGUUGUUAUUUUUUUUGUUUUUUGGUUUUUUGUCUUUUCACUUGAUAGGUCACAUAACACUACAAAAGCAAGUUAUUGCCUCAGCAACUUCUCAAACUUGAAAACAGGCCGUUGAACUAAAAGUACAAGAAAAAUUUGACUUUAUGAAAGCUGCCAGAAGAGAUUAUGAAUUCAAUAUGAGCGCUCCAAGAUUAACAAAAAAUAUAUCUAUACUUGAGACUCACUCAUUUAUGUAAAGUCAGAAAAUGCAUUGCAUUUAUCAUUGAUACUACCUCUCCCUCACAGCAAAUACGGCACUUUGUAUAGUAACUUAUAUGUUUGUUUUUAUGUGUAAAUCUACAUUCAUGUGGCAUUAUACUUUUUUAAUUUAAUUAUUUAAAGAAAAUAGAACUUGUCUUGGAUCCUACUUGUUCUUGAAGCAUAUGUCACAGAAGUAUUACUUGUCUAAGAGGUUGAUAAUAAGGUACUGAGCUUAGAAAUAACUGACUCAGGCUGCAAUAUAAGGCUGCUUUUAUUUUGAUACAGAUAUUUUUUAUUGUGCAAGUUUGGGGAGGUCUUAAACUUAGUCCAAAGUACUAGUAUUUGUUUCAUAGCUGUAGUUCUCUGGUCUACUUGAUAAUAUAAUUUUAAUCUCUGUCACUUUAAGGACAAAUGGACAGUAGAGCUUUAGUUAAGGAUGUGGCUGUAGUAUAGCUUUGUGUACCCAAAAGAUGGAGAUUAUUGGGGAAUAGUGAAAACUGAGAAGCUGUGUAAACAUACACAGCAGAGAAAUGAAUACAGAGUAGAUCUAGCAAAACUUCAAGGCACCAAGACUUGAAGGUAGCUUAUGUCUAUGUACACAAGCCAUACUUGUGACUUAUAGUUCUGUUUAUUGGGGGGAGGAGGGAUAAUGUUUUGUUUAUAACUUAUAAACAGAGGCAUUUUAAGUAAGUGGCUUAAGCUUAAUUGGAACUGGCUACCUAGCACAAAAUCUCCUAGACGUAUUUGUCCUGAUUCAGCACUAAAAUAUCUAGUCUUAUCUGGGCACAUAAGAAGUUACACAGGAUCUUGUACCAGCACUUCAAAGUUUGCAUAUAAGGGUAUCUUUUUUUAAUUUCUAGAGAGGAAAUGUAGAAGAUGAUCUUCCCAUAAAAACAGCUGGGGAACUGUAGGUAAAAAGAAAAAGUCACUUCAGACUGGAAUAGAGCAGCAACCUGGUAUUCUGUGCCCCUGCCCAAAAUUCCUUGACUACUUGUGGAAAAGGACUUGAGUUUUAUAUUUCAUCUGAAUCUCUCAAACAUUUGUAGAGGCUCGUGCAUUGUACCAGCUACGGCAGUAGUAUAGUUUGGCUGUGCCUUCUGUUUCUUCUGUUGAUUUGUUUAGAGACACCGGUUGCCUUAUGCUGUGUAAGUUUGUAGUGGUCAGCGUGAAUAGCUGAAUCAAGAUCUCCGAUGGCGAUCAAUACCAGUGACUGAGUUGAGGUGGUCUUUGGUAUGAAUGCUUUGGGAGAAAGGAGGGCAUUCGUUUUCUUUUUUCUGUCUAUCAUCUGAAGCGUGAAGAAGGGGAAAACGUCAAUAACCUUGUAUUAAAAGGUGGUCAGUACUGUAUAUGCUAAUAAGUGAAAACUGCUUGGACACUUGUUAAACAUGUAAUUGUCAUUCAGGUCCAUCUUUGGAACACACUUCUUCAGAGCACCCUUCUGCCAUUAACAAGGAAAAGUGUUUGGCUUAGAGUCAAAGGGAGACAGGUCUGGACAGAUCUAGUUAUUUUGGGGUAGGUGAAGAGGAAUUCCUCAGACCAUGUCAUUUGAGUUAAGUUAUAAGCUGCUUCAGAAAAGAACCAUGUUCACUCUGCAGCCACAUUUCAACAGUCACUUAUCUGUGACCCAGCCUGCUGGGUUUCACUGGGUUCAAGUUGCUCAUGAUAAAUGUGUAUGUUUGAGAUUAUUUAUUUAAAAUUCUGUGAAUUGUUUUUCACUUUAUUUUUGUAGAACAAGAAUGGUUUUUAAAAUGCAGUUGUUUAUAUAAAUAAAUUGAAAACAUUACCAUUA